CAGCAGACUCACUUCUAUAAAUGUUGCCUAACUGGUGGUGUGUGUGUGCAUACUAAGGAGCUCUUUUAAUUUUUGUGCAACCACGCAACUAAGUUUUUUUCUUUACAACUGUUUUUUUGGGUUGUUUUUUGAAUAACUCUUACAAAAAUGAAACUCUUGAGUCUGACCCUCUUCCACCUGCUUCAGCUGUCAUGGCUGCACUCAGUGACAGGACAGAGAGUUGCUUCCUACAAUCUGACAGUGCCAUAUGGCAAUCAGUGGGGUGACUGGGGACAACAAGAUAUGUGUCCUGAAGGCUUUUAUGCUGCAGGAUUUAGCCUCAAGGUGGAGCAACCCCAAGGCUCUGGAGACGACACUGCUUUGAAUGGAAUCCGCUUGUACUGCGUCAAUCCCCAAAACAAGCAGCAACAGGUCAUCAGAGAGUCUGCUGUGGGGAGAUGGGGAGAGUGGACUGCUGUGAAGAUGUGUGAAACUGGUUAUUUGGCCUCCUACAUGCUCCGUGUUGAGCCCCCACAAGGAGGUGGAGAUGAUACAUCUGUCAACAACAUCAAGUUCAUCUGUAGUGGCAACGGUGCUCAAUUGGAGGGGGCUGGAUUGGAAUGGGGCGAUUGGGGCAAUUGGAGCAACAAGUGUCCUAAAGGGGCCAUUUGUGGUCUGAAAACCCGUGUGGAGGAACAUCAGGGUAACGGAGAUGACACGUCCCUCAAUGAUGUGAAAUUCUUCUGCUGUAAAUAAAUAACUACAAUUCAUGACUGUCACUAUGAAUGUAUGAGAUCAAAGUUUCCACGUAUGUUUGGUUUAUUUUACAACAGUUGACACAAAAAGACCAGUGUAUACAUUUCAUUUUGAUGGUAAUAAAGGUAAUGUGCUGCAUCAGUUAA
Messenger RNA from Oryzias latipes (Japanese medaka), 881 nucleotides. Its product is annotated as vitelline membrane outer layer protein 1. Lineage: Eukaryota; Metazoa; Chordata; Actinopteri; Beloniformes; Adrianichthyidae. The record is from RefSeq and is a predicted model, not a curated record.